Molecule: messenger RNA, 1368 nt
Organism: Gilbertella persicaria
Lineage: Eukaryota; Fungi; Mucoromycota; Mucoromycetes; Mucorales; Choanephoraceae
Product: isocitrate dehydrogenase [NADP]
Exons: 4
Coding region: 47-1294 (415 amino acids)
Biological process (GO): isocitrate metabolic process
Molecular function (GO): NAD binding; isocitrate dehydrogenase (NADP+) activity; magnesium ion binding
Source: RefSeq, a predicted model, not a curated record
UUUCUUUUCUUUUCUUUUCUUUUAUUACAUUAUUAAAAACAAAAAUAUGGCUGGUAAGAUUGUUGUAAAGAACCCUAUUGUCGACCUUGAUGGUGAUGAAAUGACCAGAAUUAUCUGGCAACUCAUCAAGGACAAACUUAUCUUGCCAUACCUUGACUUGGACAUUAAAUAUUUUGAUCUCAGUGUGGAGAAUCGUGAUGCUACGGAUGACCAAGUCACUAUUGAUUCUGCUGAGGCUAUCAAGAAGUACAAUGUGGGUAUCAAAUGUGCCACUAUUACGCCUGAUGAGGCCCGCGUAGAAGAGUUCAAGCUUAAAAAGAUGUGGAAAUCCCCCAAUGGUACGAUUCGUAACAUUUUGAAUGGUACUGUCUUUCGUGAACCUAUUAUUGUCAAGACAUUGCCUAAACUUGUUCCCGGUUGGACAAACCCUAUUAUUGUCGGCAGACAUGCUCAUGGUGAUCAAUACCGUGCCACUGAUUUUGUUGCUCCUGGUCCUGGUACAUUUGAAAUUGUCUAUACACCUGCUGAUGGCUCUGAGCCUAAAAAGAUGCAAGUCUUUGAAUUCCAAUCAUCCGGUGGUGUUGGUAUGGCCAUGUACAACACAGACGAAUCCAUUGAAGGCUUUGCUCAUGCUUGUUUCCGUGUUGCCCUUGAGCGCAAAAUGCCUCUUUACUUGAGUACCAAGAAUACGAUCUUAAAGGCUUAUGAUGGUCGCUUCAAGGACAUUUUCCAACAGAUUUAUGAAUCUCAAUAUAAAUCUCAAUUUGAUGCUGCUGGUAUCUGGUAUGAACACCGUUUGAUUGAUGAUAUGGUUGCUCAAGCACUCAAGUCAAAUGGUAACUUUGUCUGGGCUACCAAGAACUAUGACGGUGAUGUUCAGUCUGACAUUGUUGCUCAAGGUUAUGGUUCCCUUGGCCUGAUGACUUCUGUGCUCUAUACACCCGAUGGUAAGACAGUGGAAGCUGAAGCUGCUCAUGGUACUGUGACAAGACAUUACAGAGAACACCAAAAGGGCAACAAGACGUCUACUAACCCCAUUGCCUCGAUAUUUGCUUGGACCCGAGGCUUAGAACACCGUGCCAAAUUGGACGAAAAUGCUGAUUUACUUCAGUUCUGUAAGGAUUUAGAAAGAGCUUGUAUUGAGACUAUUGAAGUCGACAAGCAUAUGACGAAGGAUUUGGCCUUGAUUAUCUAUGGCAAGGACAUGACCACUGAACACUAUUCAACCACAGAAGACUUUUUGCAACAAAUUGCAGACAAAUUGGCUUCUAUUCGUAACCGCGCUUCUCUUUAAAAAAGUUAGAUAAACAUUUUUCUCACACUUGUUUAAUUAUUUCACAUGUUGUAAACUCGGGACAAAAGGAGGAU